Molecule: messenger RNA, 1631 nt
Organism: Etheostoma spectabile (orangethroat darter)
Lineage: Eukaryota; Metazoa; Chordata; Actinopteri; Perciformes; Percidae
Gene: gpalpp1
Product: GPALPP motifs containing 1
Exons: 7
Coding region: 192-1211 (339 amino acids)
Source: RefSeq, a predicted model, not a curated record
GUCUUCUUCGGCUAACUUGACAGACUGAAGCCUCAUUGUGUUUACUUCCUGGGUGAGAGGUGAAAUCCGUUCAUGCGAGGUUUCUUUGGUUUGUCUUGUUCAUGGAGAAGCUUUUAGUUGUUGAUUUUUUUUUACUUUGAUAGAAAUUGUUAAAACUACGUGACUCGGUAAGGAAGCCAUCCGUUUAAAAUAUGUCGUCAAUCAGACCUGCUAAGGAGGAGAGGGAUGAGGACUCUGAUAAUGCUAAAGGAUUCUCUGGCCCUGCUUUGCCCCCUGGCUAUAACCUGGGAGAACCGUCGAGCUCGUCGGAUGACGGUGAACAGGAGGUGGCGGCCAAAAGAGCCAAAACAAGACACACAGCUGCAGACAAGGUGGAGAACACAAAGGUAAUAAUAAAAGCUGAUGAUGGUUUCUUUGGACCAGCCCUACCACCAGGAUUCAAGAAACAACAGAGUUCACCAGAAAGACCGCCUGUGCUGGGACCAGCUUUGCCCCCUGGGUUUCGGAGAGCGGUGUAUGAAAACGAUGAUGAUAAGGAUGGGGAAGAUGAAGAGGAUUUCCCAGGGCCUGCCCUUCCCCCUGGCUACCAGGCGGAGUCCUCCAGCAGCGAGGGAGAGGAUGAUGAAGUGAUUGGACCCAUGCCGCCCAAAGGGCCUGUUGAAGACUCCGUGGCUCUGGACUUUGAGCGCAGAGCACGAAGAAUGAAAGAGAAGCUGAUAGGAAAUGACACUCCUGAGGUGCUGGCCAGAGAAACAUGGAUGACAGAGCUCCCACCAGAACUGCAGCACAUUGGCUUGGGGGCUCGAACCUUCAAGAAGAAGUCGGGUCCAGAGAACAAGGAUCGCUCCAUUUGGACAGAUACGCCAGCAGACAUUGAGCGCAAGGCCAGGGAACAUCUUGAGCGAAAGAAGAAGGGUGAGGUGGAGAUAGACGAUGUCCCACAAGUCUCCAAGAAGGACGUGGAAAUGGCAGAUAAAGUGUCUAAGUAUAAUGAUUCCAAACGUGCCGAGUCUCUGGUGAGUAUGCACACAAAGAAGAUGAAGGAAAAAGCCAAGGAGAAGGCUGACAAACCAGUGGAGAGGAGACCAUUCGAUCGAGAUGAAGACUUGCAGGUGAAUCGCUUUGAUGAGGCGCAGAAGCAGCGGCUGCUGAAGAAAUCUCAGGAACUGAACACACGAUUCUCCCACAGCAAGGACCGAAUGUUCCUGUAACGAAUUGUCAAAAUGUUGGAAAGAUGUUUGAACGGACAGACCUUCAGUUACUGUCCGGCUGGUUAAACUUUCAUACAGGUUUUGUAAAAUAUGGACUAUGUUUGUACAGAUACACAUGUCACAAAUUUAACUAAACAGACUAUAAAGAUGUGGUAGACAGCGACUGGGUGCAAUGCCACAGCAAAUGUUUUCAAACUGAUUCAAAUUUUUAUAAAGCAGCAGCCAGUGGAGCUUGUUUUUUUUUUCAGGAGACACUGAUUUAGGGCUGAUGAUAUGGAAGGAAUUAAUAAAUGACAUUUUCCUACAUUGAUAUGGUUGAUUUUGUGUACAGAUUGCUGAAAAAUGCAGUUAUGCCGCAUGCACUCCCUGUAGCUUUGCAAUCUUCGAUGUGUCUAAUAAACUGCUUUUGCUAAAAAAGUU